AUGGGUGGUUUACCGUAUGCCUCUUCAUCAACAGACUUUUUUCAUGAAUUUGUUAAUUCAUUUGGUAUGAUAGACUUGGGCUUUAUUGGAAAUCCUUUUACUUGGUCUAAUCAUCGGGAUGGUCACCAGCUUAUUCGCCAACGUCUGGAUCGUGGUAUGGCUUCUUCCCAGUGGGUCCAUCUCUUUCCAUCGUUCUCUAUUUUGCAUCUCCCAGCAUCUGCCUUUGAUUAUAAUCCUCUUUUUUUAAAUACGGUUCAUUAUGACUCUACUUUGGCGAGACCUUUUAAAUUUGAGGAAUUUUGGUCCCACCAUCCUGACUGCUAUUCUACUAUUUCCCUGGCUUGGUCUCCACCUUGUUUUGGCUCCCCGGGCUUUAUUUUAAAUCAAAAAUUACGUUCAACUAAAUUAGCCCUCAAGCUUUGGAAUCGUAUAUCUUUUGGUAAUAUUCAACACCAGAUCCUAUCAUUGACUUCCCAGCUGGAUGCAUUACAACAGUCCACCUCCUUGUCUACAUUGUCUGUUCAGGAACGUGUUAUCAAACGUCGAAGGACUGCUAUAGACUUCCUAAAAUUAUCCAGUGGUGCAUGGAACUCGGAUCGCCAGGCUAUUGGGAAUACACUGUGUGCUCAUUUUGCAGAUCUUUUAACAACUUCUGAGCCACUUAUUCCAGAUGAGAUGCUUAAUCUCUUUGACACUAUUAUUUCCAAUGAAGACAACUUGUCCAUCUGUUCAAUCCCAUCUGAACAAGAAAUUCAUGAUUCUGUGUUUAGUAUUGGAGCUACUAAAGCACCUGGACCGGAUGAGUUUACGGGGGUUUUUUAUCAGAAAUAUUGGAUUAUAAUUAAACCGGUGGUGCAAAGUUGUGUCUGGAAUUUCUUUAAUAAGCAUCAUCUUCUAAAGGAGCACAACCAUACUUUUAUUGCUCUUGUUCCGAAGCAGCUUGGGCCUUCAAUGGAAUCUAUGGGGCUGCUCAAAGGUAUCUGUAUCACCAAAUCUUGGCCGCCAAUAAACCACCUGCUUUUUGUAGAUAAUUUGAUUAUCUUUGCAAAGGCUACCUCUGCUGAGGCAAUUGCCCUUUCUGACUGUCACCAUAAAUAUUGCUGUUGGUCGGGACAAAAAGUUAAUUCAGGGAAGUCUUCCCUCCUCUUUAGCAAGAAUACCUCCCCAGCCAGUAUUUCAAGCAUUUUGGGAAUAAUCCCUUUCCGAUUAUCACCAUCUAGGCCUUUCCAUUUGGGAUUACCAUUGACACUUGGUUCUUCUCGCAAGGAAGCUUUCCAGCCUAUAAUUGAUAAAGUUCUUUCCAAAAUUAACGGUUGGAGGGCAAAGACUCUUUCUCAGGCUGGACGAACAGUUCUCAUCAGAUCUACGGCUGCGGCAAUUCCUGCUUAUGCAAUGAGUACAUUCUUAUUGCCUUUUUCUCUUUGUAGACAAUUGGAUCGUCGUUUCAAAGAUUUCUGGUGGGGGUUUCCACCAGACAAGAAUCGUAUGCGUUGCUGGAACAAACGCCUUCUGUCGGACCUCUUUGAUCCUGUCUCUGCCAUGGCUGUUUGUAGGCUGCCAAUUUCAGAUGCAUCUCAAAAAGGAUAUCUCUGGAUUCCCUCUACUUCUGGGAGGUUCAGCACUUCCUCGGCCUACCUUUCUAUCUUGACUAAUGACUUUACAGGAUCCCAUCUGUCUCCUUUGUCCUCUUUUUGGAGGGAUAUCUGGAAACUUCAGCUCACAGAUCGACUCCGAAUUUUUAUUUGGAAGAUUGCUUGGAAUAUUUUUCCAACUACUCUGCGAUUACAGUCAGUGAUCCCUACAUAUCGCCCUGAUGCUUCCUGUCCACUCUGUCAGGGAGGUCCUGAUUCCAUUAGACAUUGA
Alnus glutinosa is the source of this 1863-nucleotide messenger RNA. RefSeq lists its product as uncharacterized. The record is from RefSeq and is a predicted model, not a curated record. Lineage: Eukaryota; Viridiplantae; Streptophyta; Magnoliopsida; Fagales; Betulaceae. Bases 1 to 1863 code for a protein of 620 amino acids. The transcript has 4 exons.